Molecule: messenger RNA, 2198 nt
Organism: Gastrolobium bilobum
Lineage: Eukaryota; Viridiplantae; Streptophyta; Magnoliopsida; Fabales; Fabaceae
Product: endoribonuclease YBEY, chloroplastic
Exons: 12
Coding region: 111-1910 (599 amino acids)
Biological process (GO): rRNA processing
Molecular function (GO): metalloendopeptidase activity
Source: RefSeq, a predicted model, not a curated record
GAAAAGCAUACCGAGGAUAUUCGCUCGCCUUCUUGGAUACAUACGUUCAGGUUACUGUCACGCUUGCUCAGGCAAAAAACCAAGCAUUUGGUGGGAAACUCCAUUUCUAUAUGCUUCCCCGUUUCUCCAACCUCCUCCGUCACCCUCCUAUCGACUCCGCCCAUGUCAUGGCACGUGCCAUUACUAUUACAUGCUCCACUCAACCUCAUCUCUCUUCCACUCCCACCCCUAUUCGUUCCUCUUCCCAUUUCGGUUUCACUCAUCUUUCGAACCCUCUUAAUGUUUCUUUGCUUUCAAACUCUUCGCUUUUGGGUCGUAGCUUUCACGCCCUCGCUCCGUUCCCAAACGACGGGAAUAAUAACCGUUUCGGGGCAUUGGUGGGAGUCCGUGCCGGACAGAGGGAGUAUCGGAAGGUGAGGAGGCGUGCACCCAAGAGCAAAGAGAAGGAGUUGGAACUCUGCGUCGAAAUUUGCAUCGAAGAAGAUUUGCCUGAUGAUCCUGAAAUUUUGAGCAUUGCCGAGAUGCUUCGUCUGAAUGUUCCAAUGGCAAUGAAACUGGCAUUUGACGGUUUGAAAGAUUCCGGGUAUAAAACAAGAGAUCCUGCUAUAAAUGAUGUUGGCGGGUUCGAAAGUGUUGAGAUAUCGGUGCUUCUUUCCAAUGAUGAGUUUAUCCGAAAACUUAAUAAGGAAUGGAGAAAUGAGGAUCACGCUACUGAUGUUCUUUCAAUGUCAUCACAUGAACCUGGACUCAAGCUUCCUAUUCUUAUGAUGGGUGAUAUUGUAAUUUCUGUUGAGACAGCGGCGAGACAAGCAGAGGAAAGAGGGUAUACACUUCUUGAUGAGAUACGUGUCCUCAUGGUUCAUGGCUUGUUACAUCUUUUGGGAUUUGAUCAUGAAAUAAGCGAAGAGGCUGAAGUGGAAAUGGAGAGAGAGGAGGAACUCCUUUUGAAGAGUCUUGGUUGGAAAGGAAAAGGGCUAAUAAAGAGUGCAUAUGAUGCUGACACAGAUUCAAAUUCAAAUUCUCAGCAAGACAGUUCAGAUGGUAAUUACAGGAAGAAAGAAGGCAGUCUUAGAUUUUACAAACCAAAGUUCAGCUAUAUCUUCUGUGACAUGGAUGGAACAUUGCUGAACAGCAAAAGUCAAAUUUCCACUACAACUGCCAAGGCUGUGAGAGAGGCCUCAUCAAGGGGUGUGAAAAUUGUGAUAGCUACUGGAAAAGCUCGUCCAGCUGUGAUAGAUAUUUUUAAAAUGGUGGAUUUAGCUGGAAAAGAUGGCAUUGUUUCAGAAUUUUCUCCUGGGGUUUUCUUGCAGGGAUUGCUUGUUUAUGGUAGACAAGGUCGGGAAAUAUUUAGAAGCAACUUAGAUCCAAACGUCUGUAGAGAGGCAUGUCUUUACUCCUUGGAGAGUAAGGUUCCACUUAUUGCAUUUAGUGAAGGCCGCUGCUUAACCCUUUUUCAUGACCCACUGGUUGAUUCACUGCACACAGUAUACCAUGAACCGAAGGCUGAGAUCAUGCCUUCUGUUGAACAUCUUCUGGCUUCUGCUGACAUACAGAAAAUGAUUUUCUUAGACACUGCCCAGAGUGUGGCUAAUACUUUACGGCCAUACUGGUCAGAUGCAACAAAAGGUCGUGCCACUGUUGUUCAAGCUGUGCCAAACAUGCUGGAAAUUGUACCGUUGGGAACAUCCAAAGGCAAUGGAGUAAAAGUGCUACUAGAUCAUUUGGGGGUUACUGCUAAGGAGAUAAUGGCUAUUGGUGAUGGGGAAAAUGAUGUCGAGAUGCUAGAGCUGGCUGCUCUAGGCAUUGCGCUUAGUAAUGGAUCAGAGAAGACCAAAGCUGUGGCUAACGUAAUUGGUUCCAGCAAUGAUGAAGAUGGUGUAGCAGAUGCCAUCUAUCGGUAUGCAUUUUGAGCAACUGAAGGCUACAAUAAGCAUUUCAUAGUAAUUCUAUAGGGGUUUAAGCUAUUACCCCUGAUUAAUUUUUUUGUUUUUUAUUUUCCUUAAAAAAAAAUAUUAAAGUUGAAGAAAGUAUCUCAUAUCAUUUAUCUCAAUCAUUAGAAGAAUUUGUAACUAGUCUUUUUAUUAAGGUUGCAUAGGGCUUAUGUCUAAAGGCAUGUAAGCUUUGCUUCCUUUUUUACAGUAUGAAUUAUGAAGAAAGGAAUAUCAAGCUGUUACUGUGAACAAUUUGAUGAAUUUUGU